GUGUUUUCUCAUGAGUUAUUGACCUUUGCACUGUAAUGUUUCUCAUUUAGCAGCUGCCCCAGAGCCAUACGGGGAAAAACGUGAGAGAGACUCAGUGAGCUCGGAGGAUGUCAAUGGCAAGUCACUGUGGGACGGUGUGGCUUCUUUUCAAUGUCCUCCUUUUUCUUCAGACAGAGCAGACAGCUGAUUUCAGAUGCGAAAGGCUAACAGAAAUUUUGGAAGGCAAGAUUAGAGUUCAAGACAAUCUUGUGAAACUGGAGCAGGGAUCCAGCAAAAAAAGGAUGCAAUUUGUCAUACCAAAUGCAUGCAAUGUCAACAACGGCAACUGUGAACAGUUCUGCAAAGCUGAACAUGAGGGAGUAGUAUGUUCCUGUGCUGCUGGCUAUGCUCUGGGCAAUGACAACAAAACCUGCAUUCCUGUAGUCAAGUUCCCAUGUGGUAAAAUUCAGAGUAGUCAUGAAGCCAGUCCAGAAGACAUCACAGGAACCAUGGCAAGUCUAGAUGCUCAUCUUGAAAAUGAGAAAAGCGCUGAGGCCUUGAGCAAUCAUACUGAGGUCACAGGGGAAGCUGGCACUUUACCUACUGUGUGUCCAUGGCAGGCUGUUCUAAUUCAUAAGGAUGGUGACAUGUUUUGUGGGGGGACAAUUCUGAAUGAGUAUUUUAUACUUACUGCAGCUCAUUGUGCUAACCAGUCUGAAAAGCCUAUGGUUCUUGUCGGGGAAGUGGACAGAAGAAAGAAAGAGCCAAGCGAAGCAAUACACAUGGUGGAGAAAAUAAUUAUAAAUGACGCAUUUGAUUUAGCGACUUACGAUAGUGACAUAGCCCUUAUUAAAUUAAAGGAACCUAUAACAUUUUCUGAGUAUGUUAUCCCAGCAUGCCUUCCAGAGGAAGACUUUGCUACUGAAGUUCUGAUGAAGCAAGCAUCUGGAAUUGUUAGUGGCUUUGGGAAAAUCUUUCAGCGUGGACGGCUGGUCAAAAGAAUGAAAGUGUUUCAAAUCCCUUAUGUAGACAUGGGUACUUGCAAGCCUGCCAUUCGUAGUCUGGUCACAGAAAACAUGUUCUGUGCUGGUUAUGAUAAAGAUGGAAAAGAUGUCUGCCAGGGAGAUGGAGGAGGCCCCCAUGUAACCCAAUACAAUGGCACUUACUUUGUUACUGGCAUCAUUAGCUGGGGUGAAGGGUGUGGAACGCCAGGAAAAUAUGGAAUAUACACCAACUUGUCAAAGUUCCUACCCUGGGUAAGAAGUGUUUUGACCCAAAACUUUUAAUGGCUUGACAUUUAAUCAACCUAAUUGUCUUAGCCAUCAGAUCUGACCCCUAAGUAAUGCUGUCAUCUUUUUAAUACACCUGCUAAAAUUCUGAUAGUUGAUGCUUCUGUUAAGAGAUGCCAUCUAUUCUUUCAUGAACGAACACCUGGUUUUCAGAAAGUGGGCUUAGACUUCAAAACAGAGCUUUCUGGUUUUGGAAAAUAAUGAAAUUUCUUCAAAAAAGAUCAUUUAGGAACUCCAUCUUCUCUUGCUAUAGUUAAACAAAUUUGUCUAUGGAAGUCUUUGGCUGUGCUAAUAAACCCUCUCCCUUUGCAAUGAAAGUUGGAAUUAAGUCAACAUUUGUGUGUCAGUACUUGCUUUAUAAAAACAAACCAGACUAGGGCAAUAACAAAUUAGGACAGUAUCAGAGUAACACAGUAUUUCUAAAGCCUCAGGGCAAACCGCUUAAUCUUCUAGAUGUAUAUUUAGGCACCCAGAAAAAGCUAGAAAAUGCAGAUAUCACGGAUACAUCUUCCACAUGAGUCUAAAUAACUGGAUGUGUCACACAAACAAAUGCCUUAUUAGAUUUAGCUAAUUGAACUGGAAAACUUGUUUGCAAUCAUCAAAAUCACUCAUGUCCUGAUAUUUUCUUGCUUUCCUUCCAAGAUACUUUCUUCACCAUCAUUAUGCA
Molecule: messenger RNA, 1935 nt
Organism: Dromaius novaehollandiae (emu)
Lineage: Eukaryota; Metazoa; Chordata; Aves; Casuariiformes; Dromaiidae
Product: coagulation factor X-like
Exons: 6
Coding region: 108-1265 (385 amino acids)
Biological process (GO): blood coagulation; proteolysis; positive regulation of leukocyte chemotaxis
Molecular function (GO): calcium ion binding; serine-type endopeptidase activity
Source: RefSeq, a predicted model, not a curated record